AACUGUUUUUUAUGUGACACCGACCGCAUUUCCCCCUUUGUAGACGAAAAUGAAGCCAAAUUUCGAAAUGCGUCUCACAGAGGAGAUUAGAAAACAUAAAAAUCUGUAUGACACGUCAGUGAGAGAAUAUAAGGACUUUCAGAGAUCAAGAAAUUCGUGGAAUGAAAUAGCUCAGACUCUGGGUAAGGACGCUGCACUUUGUAAAGCUAAAUGGAAGUACCUCAGGGACAGAUUUGUUAAAGCAAGGAAGAAGAUGAGAGGAAAAAGUGGGGAUGGUGCAAAUGGAGGUGUCCCGCCGAUUUUUCAUAUGCUGUCCUGGCUGGACACCUUUAUAAAAAGCCGAGAGACAGAGACAAAUGUGCCUGCUGACUUCAAUGGCAGUUCCAGUGGGGUGCCUUCACCUGCCUGCUCCAGCAAUAACUCCAACCAAUGGGCACCUUCUCCAUCAGGAUCCUCCAGCAAUAACACCAACCCAUGUGAUUCCCCUGCUCUAUCAGCCUUAUCCAGUUCUCAUCCAGCCUGCUCCAGUGAGUUCCCUGCCCCAAGAGAGUCAUCUCCACCAGGCACUAGUACUCCGACCCGAACAAAGCUGGGAAGGAAGAGGCAAUGGAGGGAAAUUGCUUUAAUGAAGAGGCUGGAAGCCAUUGACCAGCGUAGAGUGAAGCGAGCCCUCAGAGAUGAUGAGGAUACACGGUUUGCCUCUGCAAUGGCUGACUUGCUAAAAAAAUUGCCUUCAGGAGUCAAAUCACAGGCACGAUUCCGUGUACAUGAGCUCCUAUUUAAUAUAGAGCAAGAAUAUGCACAUCUGCAAACCCACACCUUGGAGCCACCGUAA
This is a messenger RNA of Nematolebias whitei (Rio pearlfish), 835 nucleotides long. Its product is annotated as transcription factor Adf-1-like. The transcript has 2 exons. The record is from RefSeq and is a predicted model, not a curated record. The coding region runs from base 50 to 835 and encodes 261 amino acids. Gene Ontology annotation, biological process: regulation of transcription by RNA polymerase II. Lineage: Eukaryota; Metazoa; Chordata; Actinopteri; Cyprinodontiformes; Rivulidae. Gene Ontology annotation, cellular component: transcription regulator complex; nucleus. Gene Ontology annotation, molecular function: DNA binding.